Molecule: messenger RNA, 2331 nt
Organism: Platichthys flesus (European flounder)
Lineage: Eukaryota; Metazoa; Chordata; Actinopteri; Pleuronectiformes; Pleuronectidae
Gene: gmpr2
Product: guanosine monophosphate reductase 2
Exons: 10
Coding region: 178-1221 (347 amino acids)
Biological process (GO): nucleotide metabolic process
Cellular component (GO): GMP reductase complex
Molecular function (GO): GMP reductase activity
Source: RefSeq, a predicted model, not a curated record
AGCUGGUGUGCGCCCCGUUAAAGCUUCCCCCUGAACACAAGAUAUCAGAAGAGGCGGCGGCGGACACACUAACGUCACUUUUCUAAAGGUUCACAUCCCAAGUCCAACUGCUCCACUCCCCCGUUCUUUGUCGACUCUCUCUCUCUCUCUCUCUCUCUCUCUCUCUCUGCUUCAGAGAUGCCUCGCAUUGAGAACGACAUCAAGCUGGACUUCAAGGAUGUGCUCCUCCGUCCGAAGAGAAGCACGCUCAAGUCCCGGAGCGAGGUGGACCUGGUGAGGAGCUUCUCCUUCAGGAACUCCAAGGGCAGCUACAGAGGGAUCCCCAUCAUCGCUGCCAACAUGGACACUGUGGGGACCUUUGAGAUGGCCCUAGCCCUGCACCAGUUCACUCUCUUCACCACGGUUCACAAACACUACUCGGUGGACGACUGGGUGGAGUUUGCAGCGAAGCACCCCGAGUGUGUGGAGAGUGUGGCAGUCAGCUCAGGGACCGGCGACGGCGACUUUGAGAGGAUCUCCGCCAUCGUGAAGGCCGUGCCCCAGCUGCGGUACAUCUGCGUCGACGUGGCGAACGGCUACUCCGAACACUUUGUCCACUUCGUCAAAGAAGUCCGGCAAAAGUUCCAGACACACACUAUAAUGGCAGGAAAUGUGGUGACUGGAGAAAUGGUGGAGGAGCUGAUCCUGGCCGGGGCCGACAUCAUCAAAGUAGGCAUCGGACCAGGCUCUGUUUGCACCACCCGCAAGAAGACAGGGGUGGGUUACCCCCAGCUUAGUGCUGUGAUAGAGUGUGCAGAUGCAGCCCACGGACUGGGCGGCCACAUAAUCUCUGACGGGGGAUGUACCUGUCCAGGAGAUGUCUCAAAGGCUUUUGGAGCCGGAGCAGACUUCGUGAUGCUGGGGGGAAUGCUGGCCGGACACUCUGAGAGUGGGGGCGAGGUCAUUGAGAAAAACGGCACGAAAUACAAGCUGUUCUAUGGAAUGAGCUCGGACACAGCGAUGAAGAAGCAUGCGGGUGGUGUGGCCGAGUACAGGGCGUCCGAGGGGAAGACGGUGGAAGUUGCUUACAAAGGUCCGGUGGACGUGACGAUACGAGACAUCCUGGGCGGGGUUCGCUCCACCUGCACCUACGUCGGGGCGGGCAAGCUGAAGGAGCUGAGCCGCAGGACCACCUUCAUCAGGGUGACCCAGCAGCUCAACACUGUCUUUGGCAACUCCUGAAGUUCCAGUUCCAUCCUGCGUCAGAUCGAUGGAUAGGUCUGCAUCACUGCCAGUCUGUGACAUAUUUAUAAUUAAAUAUUCCCCUCCUUAUCCUUUUUUACACAUAAAUCAAAGUUGUUUUUUGUUUAAUGAAACUUUAGUAUCUUAGGCACACAGACUCUGACCUGCCUUAGACUCCGAAUUUUAAAGCCUAUGUAACUUGUACUUUUACUAGCAACAGCACCCUCUGCAGCCAUAUGUGGUGAAUCAUUCUGUCUUCUCACAGCCCAUCUGAUUGUCUAAUUAGCCUUUUGGGGUAACGGCCAAUAGUUUGAGGCUUUUUGUGUAGACAGUUUAUUAGUCAGCGGUAUUUAUUGUAGGAGUUUUUUUGUCUAGCCGCCAUUUUGGACAAUCUCUUUUAAUAGCUUUCUGCAUGUGAAUGCAGAUAAAUUAAAAAUGUGAUUGGCCGAUGCUUUCCGGUCAACGUGUUGUGCCUUUAUCAUUCCUCAAGCAGAAGAGCUGCUGCUGUAACAAAUCCACUGAACUCUGCAUAGAAUUCUUCAUAUUUCCAAAGUUUCCUGGUUACAUAGAGCAAGAGCAGAUGUGUGGGGAAUGAAGCUGCUGUUUGAACAUAAAAAAGUUGCUUAGUGCGCCUUACAUUUUUUUUUAAAAGCCACAGAGCUUCCAGGUGACAUCGUUGUCUCUCCACAGUGAGAUGCAAGCCAGAGCAGUAACUCCUCAGCUCUGUACAUGUCCACUGUCUCAUCAUUCCAAUGCAAGGUCCUCACAAGUACUCACAAAUAUGCAAAUUUGUUUUUGUCCAUAAACAGCUUGUAAAGUUACAGCAAAUGUCAUAAAUUAAAUAUGAGGGCUAAACAUUAACGAGUAUAAUUGUCAGACAGCUCUGUUUUUAAAAGACCCAGACAUUCCGUCACUCAUUGUGUUUUGCACUUUAAUGAUUUGAGCUUUGAUUUGUUUUCCCUGAUCGCCUCAUUUUAUUUUUGUCACAUUGGUGUGAAAAUUAUUAUCUUAUGUUGCCAAAACAUGUGAUUUGAAUGAAGUUUUAAAUUGUAUUUCCCCCCCCCCCCUCAACGUUUUAUCCAGUCAAUAAAAAAAAGAAUGUCCACAUCA